Menidia menidia (Atlantic silverside) is the source of this 3471-nucleotide messenger RNA. NCBI's taxonomy places the organism in Eukaryota, Metazoa, Chordata, Actinopteri, Atheriniformes, Atherinopsidae. The record is from the annotation of a GenBank genome assembly.
GUUCUAGCAUUCCUAGCACUGUCAGUAGGACUGGUGUCGUCAGCACAGGAGCUGUAUCUCAGCCAGAUGUCCCAGGACUCUGUCUCCAUGGCAGCUGCCCACAGCAGCCCCCUCCCAUCCUCAAAGCCCACCCCCCUGGACUGGCAUCAGGAAGGCUCCAGCAGCGGGGAAUUGUCAUCCAAAGACACCAAGCAGUCAAACAACAUCCUUCCUACUGUGACCAUCCCUUCUUUUGCUUUGCUACACGCCAGCCGCUCUUCCAUCAUGGCCCGUGAGGAUUCCUCCAUUCAUGACACAAAUAGUGUCACCCCAAACACUGUGAGCCCUGACAGCCAUGUAACUCAACCCCAGGUGCCCAGUUUGGGUGAUGUAAAUGAAGGCCUCAUUCACAAAGUAGUCAGGGUACCGCAACACCGUAACCCAGCAACCGUUAGCACUAACCAGGCCAGCGGCAGCACUAAAUUUUCCAGAGUAGAAAACGCUGCUCAAGGGGCUCCAAACCCUUUGGCUGCAGCCUCCAACUCUGAAUCAGACAGAGGGGAUGUACUGGAUGCACAUCACAAAAAGCCUCCGAGGCUGACCGUGGAGGAGCCCAGCGGCCGCCGGCAGCCGCCGGGCUCCUCUCUGACCGCCCUCUCCUCGUCCUCAGAGGGGGCCGCGGCAGCACGGGGCUUGAAACUCAGGGAGCAUGCUAAUAAAUCCCCAGAGCUACCCAUGCACCACACCAUCACCCUGCGGGAAGCUCAGGCUGUAGAUGAAACCCCAACUGCUCAGUUGAUGGUAGAGUCAAAGAACGGAGCCGUUACCCCGGUUGAGACCCCCACCGCCCCCGCCACAGCCCUGUCCACCGACCCGGGCCCGAGGUCCCACGGUCCCACAGCCAUGCCCGUCAACCACACAGCAGCCAUCACUGAGGAGGCUCAGACUGUUGGAGGUAACCACACAGACGGUCCUCCUGUAGAGCACCAGCUUGGUAAUGCCACUGUUCCUGCGGGGUCCAACAGCAGCUCAGGCCAGGAAGUGCCUGCCGGGGGGCCCGGCUCCGAGCCCCCCUCCACAGCCGGCGGGAACUUCCUCAAUAGGCAGGUUCCGGCCACAACCAAUGACCCCUGGAUCACUGGGAACAGCUCAGGCUCCACUGUCGACUCCCCACCAUCCCGCAUGACCAUCUGCCUGAGCAGGAUGGACAUUGUGUGGAUCGUGCUGGCUAUCAGUGUGCCUGUGUCCACCUGUUCUGUGCUUCUGACUGUGUGUUGUAUGAGGAGAAGGAAGAAAUCGUCAAGUCAGGAGAACAACCUGAGCUACUGGAACAAUGCCAUCACCAUGGAUUACUUCAGCAGGCACGCGGUGGAGCUACCCAGAGAGAUCCACACUCUGGAGAGUGAGGAGCAUGAGACCUGUCUCCCCCCUAACGGAGACUACAGCGGCAGCAGCGUGGUCCUGGUCAACCCGUUCUGCCAGGAGACCCUCUUCAUCAACAGAGACAAAGCUUCUGCCAUAUAGAGACAGGCCUUCGUCUUCUCCCCCUGCUACUGCUGUCCAUUUUGUAUAUGUGGUAAAUAUUCAGAGACUUUGACUUUAUACUGUAUAUGACAAAAAUAAAGAGCAGCCAGCGAGAAGAGCGAUGUAAACAAGACACUAUUUACUAUGAGGAAGUACUUGCAUAUUUUUCUGAUGUAGAUUUUCUACGAAAGGCCUAAUUGUGAUAAAGGUUUCUAUUGUCUUUAUAUAAUACAGAGUAUAUGUGGUUUGUUGCAUCACCGUGGCUUGAUGGUAGGUUAACUGUGGCUGUUGCCACUUGAUAUCUGCUUUAGAAAGAGGAAAGUGUGAUAUGAGACCCUUAAAGUUCUUUUUUUCUUUUGAAAUCAAUCCCAAAAUAUUUUUCACCUGUUGAACUUGAAUUUAGCACCUGAGUAUUUUAUUGGUGGUGGGGGGGGAAUAGAGAUGUGUGUGCAUAACAAAAAACAUUUUUAAAAUCAGGCCCUGUUUUUAUCAAACUUGUUGAAGAUACGUAGAGGUUUUAGUGGUAAAAGUUGUAAAGUAAACAUAAAAACUAAUAUUUCAGGGCUGAAGAGCAACUGAACUGUGAGUAGAAAAAGCCAAUCAAAGCUAAUUUUACUGUUUAGUUUUUACAUGAGCCAUUCAUUUAGUUUCCUUAGUAAAUUCUGAAUCUUUUAAUUAUUUUUUUAUUAACAAUUUCUUCAAGCAAAAUUCCAUAGUAGAAAGAUGUCUUGGAUACGCCCAGAUGCUUUACAUGAUAAUCAGGGAAUAAAGAACUGAAUCAAUUAUCAAUUUAAAUGGAUAACAGGAUUAAAACACAGAAAACCGAAUAAAAUAGGAGAAAAUAAUCUGCUGCUUAUAAAAACAAUAACCAAUAAAAGUAAGGUGUGUUCAUUUGAAAUAAUUGCGUUUACUCUGAAUAAUAUACAGCCGGAAAAGGUUUAAUAAAUUCUAUAAACUAUAUGCAAAAUGAGUUUGAAAGUUAGAUAAAUACAGGUCCAGAUUUUAAGGAUCAUUUUGAGCUGAAUAUUUUGGAGGUUUUGAUUGAAAUGAUGCUGUAUUAAAAUGAUUUUCCCCCCUAAUGUGUCACCAGCUUCUCUGAAGAGGGACCACAAAGAUGUCUUAAUUUCUUUUGUUGGUCCUUUAUAUAAAAAUGGAUGUGUGAUUGUGUGUGAGACAGUGAGUGCCCUGUUUGUGCAUGACCAGACGAGCUGAGGUGUGCUGCCCCCUUAACCAAAUAUCAAGGUUGCAUCAAGUCAGAAUAUUUGUAUCACUUUCAGCUCAGUUCGAUCAGUUUGUCCUUGUGUGUGUGUUCUCGUGUGUGCCUCUUAAUGUGUGUCUGUCACUGUGUCAUGGAGUGACAGCUGUUUGUGUCCCCGUGUGAUUUUUUCACCACUGCGGGAAACAAUUUCAUAUUUAAGUGUCUGGCUCCAUAACUAAAGUCUCUGUUUUCUAAAUGUGUAUGUUGAAUGAUUGUGAACUAGUCGCUGGAGUACAUGCUACGUGUUAGUCCAUGUUGACCAAUAAAACACUGAAACAAAUAACCUGUGCUGAAUACUUACUGUGAGCACAUACAGAGGUGGUUUCAUUUAAAGAAGCACAUCUGAAUGUUCUGUUUCGUUGUUGCACCUGUGCUCCUUCUGUCAUCUGUUUCACUUUGCACCGCUGCAGUUUUAUUCUGUAAUUACCGUAAUGCUGCCUGCCUCUUUUGUCGCUAAAGGUUUCCUGUUUUGUGAAAAGUCCUAAAAUCCCUGAGUCAAAAGGUGAUGCUGAAUAACACAAAACAAAAUCAUGCCUCCUGCACUGGAUGCUCACAGCUGGGCUUGUUUUUUUGCACGCUCAAACCGUGGAUAUUUUACAAAAUGUUCAGUGGCACGGUGAAGCAGUGUUCAACAUGAUGUAUUUUUUUGUACUGUAGUAUAUACACUGUACUUUUUACAGCUGAGCAAUAAAACUAAACAAAAAAAGGAA